This is a messenger RNA of Alternaria postmessia, 2940 nucleotides long. RefSeq lists its product as uncharacterized. The transcript is spliced from 3 exons. Gene Ontology annotation, molecular function: calcium-activated cation channel activity. Lineage: Eukaryota; Fungi; Ascomycota; Dothideomycetes; Pleosporales; Pleosporaceae. The record is from RefSeq and is a predicted model, not a curated record. The coding region runs from base 1 to 2940 and encodes 979 amino acids. Gene Ontology annotation, cellular component: plasma membrane.
AUGGCAUCCCCACUACCGAACACGCUGCUCCGGCGGGACCUGAGCAUAGAGCAAAAGUUUGAGCAAUUAAUGUCGGAUAAUCCAUUGGGCGCCUCGGUAUCCCAAGAUUCAGUCCUUAUCGCUAUCGGCACAUCCUUUGGCAUCACCGCCGCCAUCUUCGUACUUUUCCUCCUACUACGCCCUUUUAAUACCAUUGUUUACGCGCCCCGUCUCCGACAUACCGACGAGAAACACCGACCGCCGCCUCUGGACAAGUCACUGUUUGCGUGGUAUCACCCCGUGUUCAAGACAAACGAACCCGAGUAUGUCGAGAAGAUUGGGCUCGAUGCGACCAUCUUCCUACGCUUUGCGCGCAUGUGCAGGAACAUGUUCGUUGUGCUUGCCAUUGUCGCCUGUGCCAUCAUAGUCCCUGUCAACGUAAUAAAGUCGGUCGAGUUCCAGAAGAACUUUGACGGAGACAUGUCGAGCAAGGCCAUCUUCCUGAUGACGCCCAGGGAUUUAUUCGGUCAGGUCUUCUGGGCUUUCGUCGUCUUGGCAUACGUUAUCGACAUCAUUGUGUGCGGCUUCUUGUGGUGGAUGUACCGUGCUGUGCAUCGGCUGAGACGCCAGUACCUGGAGCACCCGGACUACCAAAACAGUCUGUAUGCACGCACGCUGAUGAUCACGGACGUUGGCCGCAGCUUUCGGAGCGACCAAGGUAUUGUAGAGAUCACGGAUAGCUUGAAGACUACGCCCGAGGUGCCCCGCGCGUCCGUUGGACGCAAUGUGAAGGAUAUCCCGGACCUGAUCGAAGCGCACGAAGAAGCUGUCAUCGAACUAGAAAAGAUUCUGGCCAAAUACCUGAAAAACCCCAACAAGCUCCCUGCCGAACGCCCACUCUGCACCCCCUCGAAGAAAGACCCAGAGUACACCGACCGAACGCAAAAGGUGGACGCAAUCGACUACCUCACAGCACGCAUCAAGCGCCUGGAAACUCAGAUCAAAGAAGUCCGCGAAACGAUCGAUAAGCGCGAUGCUCUGUCAUAUGGAUUCGCUAGUUACGAGACCAUCGACUCCGCACACAUGGUCGCCUUCGCAGCCCGCAGCAAACACGUCAAGGGCACCACUGUGCGCCUCGCCCCCAAACCCAAGGAUAUCAUCUGGAAGAACCUGACUCUGGAUCCUAAAACGCGCCGCUGGAGGCGUAUCGUAAACAACUUCUGGAUCACGCUGCUCACCCUGCUAUACUUCAUCCCCAACGCCCUCAUCGCUGUUUUCCUCUCCAAGCUCAGCAAUCUCGGUUUCGUAUGGCCAGAAUUCCAGGUCGAACUAGGCAAACACUCUGAUUUCUGGGCCGUGGUACAGGGUCUCGCUGCGCCUGCUCUAACGUCGCUGUUCUACUACUUCCUGCCCAUCAUCUUCCGGCGUCUGAGUAUCAAAGCAGGUGAUUUGACAAAGACGAGUCGGGAACGACACGUGACGGCGCAAUUAUACGCCUUCUUCGUCUUCAACAACCUCUUCGUCUUCUCGCUCUUCAGCGCCGUGUUUGGCAUGGUCGUCAUGAUUGUCAAUCUCGCGGCUGAGCAGCACGUCCCGUUUAUGGAUAUCCUGCGUCAGAUUGCUUUCUUCGACACGACUAUGCGCACGCUGUGUGAAGUCAGUCCGUUUUGGGUUACAUGGCUUGUGCAGCGCAAUCUGGGUGCUGCGAUUGAUCUCGCGCAAGCUGUGAACCUCGCGUGGGGCAGUUUUUCGCGCAAGUUUUUGAAUCCGACGCCCAGGGAACUUAUCUCGAGGACUGCGCCACCGCCGUUUGAUUAUGCGAGUUAUUAUAACUACUUUUUGUUUUACUCGACGGUGGCGUUGUGUUUUGCGCCUUUGCAACCCAUCACCCUGGUUAUUGUUGCCAUUUACUUUACGUUGGAUAGUUGGAUGAAGAAGUAUCUCUUGAUGUACGUCUUCUGCACGAAGAAUGAAUCCGGCGGCGCAUUCUGGCGCGUUCUCUUCAACCGCAUGCUUGUCGGCACUUUUCUGUCAAACUGCAUCGUCGCCCUCCUCGUCGUCGCCCGCGGCUACGAACACAAAUGGAAGAUGCUGGCUGCCAUGGCCCCCUUGCCCCUUGGUCUCAUCGCCUUCAAAUUCUACUGCAAGAACACUUUUGACCACUCGCUCAAAUAUUACACCCAAGGCACUAGAGCAAAGGGCACCGAAGCCCCGACCCCCAUCGACAAGGAGUCUCGCCGCAGAGACCGUGUCGCGGUGCGCUUUGGGCACCCCGCGCUGUACCAGAAGUUGACUGUGCCAAUGGUGCAUGAGAAGAGUAAGCACCUCCUCGCAGAAAUCUACCGCGGGCGUCUCGACGGCGAUAUCGGCGACAGCGCGGCUUUUAGCGACAUUUACAUGAAGCGUAUGAGCAAAGAGCAUCCUGGGAAGAUGGCGACAUCAACAACUGCCGCCGCUAGUGCGCCUGCGCCGUUUGAGUUUGUGUCCGAGUCGAAUAUGGAUUUUGAGAAUUACAAAAAUCGGCCCGAGUUUAGCGAUGAACAUGGUGGCGAGGGUUCGGUCUACGGCGGCAGCACAGUCGGUGGCGGAGGAAGACCUGAUAGCCCUGCUGGUAGUAGCCAUUGGGGACGUGGUAGCGAAAGGGGCCGUCCUUCCAGUCAGGACUCACAGCGCACUUUUAAUAAUGGAGAGGACCCUGGUGUCUUGUAUCCCCAGGGGUAUCACCAGACGCCUAGUGCACUGAGGGAGUAUAGUCCCAGUCCUAGUCUUGAUCUGAGGGGCGUGGAUUCUAGAGACGCGAGUCCUUAUUAUGAGAUGGGCAAUAACAAUGACCAGGGGAGGUUGGUGUCGGGGGCGGCGCCCAUGGGAAGUAGUGGUGGUGCUGGAGGGAAUAGGGGGCAGGAGCAGUAUACGCCGUAUAGUCCUAGUAGGGAUGGGGCGAGGGAUUACUUCGCGCGGUGA